Molecule: messenger RNA, 2937 nt
Organism: Funneliformis mosseae
Lineage: Eukaryota; Fungi; Glomeromycota; Glomeromycetes; Glomerales; Glomeraceae
Source: the annotation of a GenBank genome assembly
AUGUCAAGGUCAGAUGAUGUUGUUGUUAGUCGGUAUUAUAGCGCUGGUGAAUUAACACCUCACAUAUCAAUGAAUCGUGAAGUCGAUGAUCUUCAUAUCACCGCUAUGUCUUCUUCCGACACAAGUUCAGAUUUAGAAUGGAAGGAAUUUGAUGAUUCCGAUUAUGAAAACAUAAUUACAUCAAAUCCAUCAAUAACCUGUAAUGAAAGUAAUAUUGAUAAUGACGAUUCAGCAAUUAAAGCCACAAGGUGGACACUCCCUGGUACAUCUUUACCAUCACUUUUGUCAUCUCCACAUCCUUUGCAAGAUAGAACCUCGAUUCCUGUAAAGUUAACGAAUUCCAUGAUUAAAUCCGCCAUAGAUAAUUCUAAUGAAAAUGAUUCGAAUUAUAUUGAUGAUGAUAACAAAAGUUCUGAUUUAGGUGGAAUUAUCGUUACAACUGUAAAAGUGAUUGAGGUUUCUGUUUCGCAGUUAAAUACGCAUCAGGAAUCUACAUCAUUAACUCAAGAACAAGAAAUAAUUUCAGAUCCUCCAACAAAGAUAACUUCGCCUUUGAAAACAUCCGGAAAUUCUCAACAAAUUCAAGGUGUCAACAGUCAUCAAUCAAAUAAACGACACGCCAUUAUAAAUUCAAGUAAAAGAAAGAACAAUGAUGAUGAUAAGGUAAAGCAAAGGAAGGAUUCCACAAAAGGAAAGCAACGUUCAGGAAUACCGAUUAAAAAAGGGAAACUGAAUCAAGUUGUUACCGUACAAGAUAAGAAUAAUAAUACUUCGGAAAUUCCAACGUCAAAGCCACAGAAUUCAAACGUAAAUAGAACACGAUCUACGAAACGUACUCCUUUAAAACGUUCACAGCAAGUCGUGAAAAAAGGUACAAGAAGACGUCGUCAAAUGGAAUACGCUCCCACAUCAAAUCCUUUAUCAAGUAAUGACCCAACUGAUAUGGAAGCAGAUUUGCCUCAAAUAAAAAGCCAAGGUUUCCCCUGGAUACCUGGUCCAAUUGGUCCUCCAAAAUUAAUUCAUGCUUCACUUAUACCUUUACCUCAACAUAAUAAGAAACGUUCGACUUCUAAUCAAAUGCACAAAAAAAUUCCAUCGAUACAAGUGGAUAAAUCUUCAAGAUCAUUUUUACAAUCAUUUAACCCUAAAAAUGCAUUUGCUGGCUUAAAGUCGGAAUCAUCUAGUUCGACGAAGAAGACACAACAAGCAAAUCGUGCUUCACAAAUAUUUAGAAGACAAUUGUUGGAACAAAGCUUAGCCGCGUCAUUUACUGAAUUGGUGGUAGCUAACGCGGCUCAACAAAAUCUGAAUCAACAAAGGCCACUAAUACGUAAAAGGACGAAAAAAAGCAGUAACGCGAAACUUGAAGACAGAGAAGUAAGGAGAGAAAGGCGAAGAAGGGAGAGAGGAGUAAAUAAAAUGGAAGCGAAUGGCAUAAACAAAACUGAAGUAAAGUUAGAGAAUAACGACGGCAUAAAGAGUAAAGAAGUAGGAACGGGAACGAGAUCGAAUGUAACAUCGAAAAAAGUCGUGACGUCCGAAAGAAAAGAAUCACAAAGUUCAUCACAGCCAUCGUUUAGGCGUAAAACAAAUGAAAACAUCACACCUACUGAUUUAAAAUUGAAACAAAAAACAACAAACGAUUUGUCACCAAUCCUUUGCAAUUUACCAACUAUGGCUGGAGAAAUUAUGAAGUCAACUUUUUCCGAACAACCACCAUUUCCUACUCAUUUAUCAUCACGAAAAAGUUCAGAGCCGAAAAGAAAUAAUUUUAGUGUAGGACCACCACCUCUUUUUUUAAUUAAUUCCGCGACCACAACACCUUCAGAGGAAUUGGACAUCUUAAAAGAUUUUAUUAAACCGACGAUUGAUAAUAUUGAAAAAGAUUCCGAGAAUCAGGUCACGUCACCUAUAUUUACAUCACCCGUUGUUACUUCACCAGUUUCAUCAAUACCUGUUCCUACAACGCCAAGAUUUAACAAACGUGGAAUGAGCUUUUUUGGUUUUUUCAAUAAACGUGAACAAUCGAGUCAACCAACAUCCCUGCAUGGCUCCCCAACAAUCCCGUUAUCUCCAAGAUCUCCAACAAAUUUCUCUUUAUCACCGAGAUCAUCAAGUUUUUCUCUCUUACCCCGAUCACCAAAAUCACCAAUAAAGUCUCCAACAAGCUUUUCUUUUCUACCACGAUAUUCACGAUCACCUUCGCCAAAUCCUCCUCCAUCUUCUUCUUCAUUAGCAUCGCAUAUACCAAUAACAAAAACGCCCGCAUCAUCACGAGCAACGUCACCGAACCCCUUAUCAUCACGAUCUUCAAGUUCAAAUCCUCCGAAAUCUCGAUUUACGAAGCCAAAUUCGCUGAAAUCGCGAUCAACGACACCAAAUUAUCCACUGUCUCCACGCUCACCUCUGUCUCCAAGAAUUCCUUCAUUGCCAGGAUCACCCAAUUUUCCUAGUUCUUCAAGGCCAUUAAGUCCCGGAGGAUCUGCAAGCUCUGGUUACACACGUCAACAAACAAAGUCACCGGCAGCGACAGAAAAUUCCGAAAAGCUACGAAAGAUGCAAAAAUUUGAAGAAAUUAUAGCAAAAUCAGAAGCAAAUAAUAAAAGUACACGUAUAGGUAAAAUACGUUCAUUAAAAACUGCUUUAACGACGACUUCUACCGCGUUGGCUUCUCCAACAUUAAUACCAGCUUCGUCAGUAACUGGUUCAAUUAAGGGGGACUACUCAGCUUCGUCCUCGACGAUAUCAACAAACACAAUGGAUAUCAAUAAUAUAGUAAAUAAUUCAAAUUCCAAAGGUAAAGAAAUGACAAAUGACAAUCGGGAUUCGGUCAAUUCCGAUAAUUAUAAUCCUGACGAAAAUGAAAACAUCGGCAAAAGUUCAAUUAACAAGGAUGAUGUCAUAAGAGUAACUUUAACUCCUGCUGUUUGCCGAUAA